Messenger RNA from Schistosoma mattheei, 606 nucleotides. The record is from the annotation of a GenBank genome assembly. NCBI's taxonomy places the organism in Eukaryota, Metazoa, Platyhelminthes, Trematoda, Strigeidida, Schistosomatidae.
AUGACAUUAUUUAAUGAAUUUAAUGCAAGAAAAAUCCAUGGACAACGUAAUGUAUUUAGUGGUUUACAUAGAAAUCCAUUAUUUAUUAUAAUUUGGUUUGUAACAUUUUUAUUACAAGCAUUAAUUAUACAAUUUGGUUCAUAUGCAUUCAGUACAAAAGCAUUAGAAUUAGAUCAAUGGGCUUGGUGUUUAUUCUUUGGUGUUGGUGAACUUGUCUGGGGUCAGGUUGUUAAUACAGUACCGAAUGCAAUUAUACCAAAAUGUAAAUGUCGUAAACGUAAACGUCCUACAGUUGUCGGUGUUAACGAAAAUGCAGCUGAUGAAUACAUUAAAGAUGCGAUUGAAGUCGGUGAAGCUGAUGAAGAAGAAGAUGAAAUCUCUCCAUUAUCACUAGGUGGUGCUAAUAUGGGAAUUGGUGGACGUAUUUUAUGGAUUCGUGGUGUAAAUCGUAUUCAAACACAGAUGAAAGUGGUCGAUGCAUUCCGUAUGGGACUUGGACCACAUAUUGAUUUGGAGCAACGUAGAAGUAUUGGUUCAUUGGCAUUUAGACAACGUCAAAAUUCUAGUAUUGAAUACGUGGAUGCUGAUGCUCCAGAUGAAUCUUAA